Cephus cinctus (wheat stem sawfly) is the source of this 4821-nucleotide messenger RNA. RefSeq lists its product as uncharacterized. Bases 348 to 3863 code for a protein of 1171 amino acids. Lineage: Eukaryota; Metazoa; Arthropoda; Insecta; Hymenoptera; Cephidae. The transcript is spliced from 8 exons. The record is from RefSeq and is a predicted model, not a curated record.
UACACAGAUUAUACAAUGGAUUGAGUUGGAUGGACUUAUGGGUAAAAUAUACCGUGGUUCAUUUAACAUGUAUACCGCUCCUCAGAAAGUUAUUCACAAAAACAACGGAAGUUAUGAAAUUACAUAACAAACACUAAGACAUGGGGUGCCAUCUGGACAAAUGAGAAGGAAUUCACUCACUAAUGAAGCUCGUUCGACGUCAGCUCAUCGGACGAAGGAACCAUACUCACUAACUCGACAAUCCCAACCGCUUGAUUAAAUUCUUCUGACUUUUUUCACCCCAUUGUGUCACCGGCGCCAUUUUCUCCCUCGCGGAAGCAGAUUAUUCGAAUUCACCCUCCAGCCAGAUGAUCACAAUGGAUUUCACCCAUCUAUACUGCUCUUACUUCCUAGGAAACAUUUCGACCCUUUCCGAUUACUCCUCUGCGAAUGUAAGCAGUGAGAACGAGGCAUCAGGAUUGCGAGGAACUGCAGACCCAGCAGAGCCCAGGACGAUCCUGAACAGCACACUCGAGGAACAGAGUCGCGAACAGAGAUCAGGAUCGUCGCAAGUUGAGGACCAGGUUGAGAAUGAGAAUGAAGAGAGAUGCGAUGGCGAGGAGGAGUACGAGGGUGAGGAUGAGGAGGAGGAGCAGGAUGAGUACGAGGAUGAGUUACGAGCUAUGGCAGAAUCGCACGAGGCCAUGUCCAAGGAUGAUAAGAGUACAGGGUCAAACUCCAGUAGUGCAGUCAGGACAAGUGCAAAGGAUCAAGAUAAACUUAAGAUGAUGAAGAUGUUCGAGUCAAGGGAGAAGAGCGUGGAGGAUGGCUCGGAUGAAACUGAAGCAUCAAACGAAGCUAUUGACGAGAGCAUUCUCAAGGAGAAGGACGUAGAGGUUGUUCAGUUACUGAAGUACAAAAACAUGCAUAGGGCUGAAGAAGCGCUAGAAAAGAGGGUCGAGCAGAAGAUGAAGAGAGUGCCGACUGUUAAGAAGGAGUUGAGCACCCAGAAAGAGAUCAACAGUGGCAAUGAAACUGAGACCGAAAAAAGAUUGGAUACUAAAGAUAUUUUUCAUCAGAUGAAUGACGAACUCAAAAAAUCUUAUCACAUAUCAUCUGAACCUUCGACAUACGUUAAAGAGGAGUCCCAGGAUAAGUCGACGGAAAGCACGUCUAAAAAGAUUUACCACGAGAAGCCCGUCUUGCAGACGAAGAUCCGGGAGGAUACGAAAUUCGAGGACUUGGAGUCUUCAUCCGAGGCUCCCCGAAAAGUUGACAAACGACAGGAGACUGUGCUACGUGACUUGGAGGCCUACCUCAGGGCGGAAUACGCCGCCGAACAGAAGCAAGAAGAACAGAAGCUCCAAGAGCUAGGCGCUCAGGAAGGCGCCCUGGCUGAAAGUCUUUUGAAGCUUCUGGUGAAGCUUGCUGAGAAUCCUCGAAGAUGGGAACGCGUGCACAGACUGCUCAUGGACGUCGAGGGGGGUCUGGAGCUUUCUCGUCGAGCUUUAGAAGCGCAGAAGAGAGGAUUCGACUUGAACACGAUGAUAAGUACAUCGACGUCGACAACAACUAUAUCACCGAUGUCGAGCACUCCGAAAAAAAAUAGAAAGAAAUUGAAAAAGAAGAAGAAGAAGAAGCCGCGUCAGCAUCGUUAUCCCAUCAGUACAACAGCAAUAGCAAGUACACCGUCCUUGCUUACCACAACGGAGACGCCCUGGUUGACGACGCCUAUGGAAUGGCGACUAGUCGCAGAGAGGUUAAUUGGACCACCAUGGUUAUGGAAUCUGCAGGAUGAUCCAAAUGUAGCGAAAGUUCGUUUCUCGUCCAAUCCACGUCUGAAACCUUCGCCGGCACGAGAAUUCGGACAACAAAUCCUGGACAGCAAGCAACGGGAGGAGCACAAAGCUCUGAACACCGAGCGUCAAGCACUGAUGCUAGAGUCGGCACGGGAAUACACGCAACCUAGACAUCUUCAUUAUGGAAAAGUGAAUACACAUCAAACAUUAGUACCACAUCGUGAGUCCGUUUCAGGUUAUGCUACCGAACGCGAGAACAGUAGGAUCCGCGAUUACGAUCCUCCUGAGCGAAGUUAUCAACGAUACGGGCAGUAUAGCCCACCUAGAGAAUUUUCACGUGGAAGAAGUCGUGAGGAAGAAUUCAUCCCUCCGGAGAGUUAUGCUCAGAAUCAUGAGUACAGGCCACCGGGUCUAGAAUACGCAGCUAGUAAGAGCUGGCAGGAUACUGCACAAUUUAAAUAUGGCCGACCGAGUUGGAAAACGGAUGACAGAUCGGUGGAAUCCGGUAAGUGGGGAUGGAGAGACUCUGGUGAUUUGAAGCUGUGGCCUCAGGUUGACGAUUCUAGACCUUGGCAAAGUAAUAGAGAUUACUGGCCGCAUCUUGAGGCCGAUCCUGAUAAGACUCGGUCACCGCAACGUGGUCAUACCGAACAGCAACCUUGGGAGACGGUGGCCGGGGUAGCCAACAGCUGGCCCGGUAAACCAAGUUCACCAUGGCCGACAACAGAUAAAAAUAAAGGAUAUUAUAGGGAGGAAUCUAGCUGGGAUAAAGGUAGAAAUCGAUCUGAACUGAGUAGAGAUGCUGUCAAGCAAAAUAAGGAUAAGGAUAAGGGUCUAGCUCCCAAGGUCACUAUGAAGUCCUGGAAUAGUCUCACUUCAGAUCCCGCUACAUGGCCGUUUAAAUUGCCCGGUACGAAACCCUGGCCUAAGGACAAGAAUGGGAAAUCCUACAACCCAAAUGCUGAUCUGGUGAGAAAGUUGGGGCUAGACAAGCAGGGAAGACUUUUAUCCGAUAAAGAAUCAACAAGUGACUUCAAGUCUUAUCAGCCCUCCAAUGCGAAAUACAAGGCCGUCAAGAUCAGCAAGGAUGUCGCUCCAAAGGUACAAGAUUCCCUCAAACAGCCUGUUUCCUGGCCCCUGAAGAUGACUCCUGGAAAACAAUGGCCGAUUAAGCCGAGCAAAGACUAUAAUCCUGAUGUCGAUCUUGUUAAAGCUUUGACCCUCGAAGAUAACCCAAGAUCCUGGACUGGGAACGUAGAUAACAGUCGUAAAGGAUGGCAAGAAAAGUCCGCAAUAUCACCAAAAAUCCAAUCAGUCGGCGCAUGGGUUAUGCCUGCUGAUCAAUCCACAUGGAAACCGUAUAAUUUAAAGGCUCUCGAUUCCUACAACAGAGACAUAGAAGAUGCUGGACGACGAUGGCCCACGUCCGUAUCCGAAAGUCAAGGAACUUGGCCGUCCAAAUCGGAAGAUGGACCAUGGCCGUCAAAGAUCACUGAGAAUUGGAACAACUUUGGGAAAUCCUCACCACCGGGAACUUGGCCCAAGUGGAAGCAAUUUGCUUAUCACAGAGUAACAGCAAUGCCAGUCAUGAAUACAGGAUCAUCCAUGGAUGGUAGUAGAUCUAGAAAUGCAUUUAUAGCAAUGUCCGCCGUGUCGCCAAAGUACAAUGGAAACCAAUGGCGCAAAAACGACAUAGAAGAGACACCUGCACAGCAAUCAAUUACUGGUUCUACUGAUCCAGAUCAUCCUAGCAGUCAGUUACGCGCAGGUAUAGAGCCAGCAAUAUAUACAUGGAAAAAAGAUGGCGCCUCCAUCAAAAGAAAUUCAACUGAUGCUCUGGAGGAUCAGUUAGAGGAACUCAGACGUGCAGCAUCCUGGUCCCACACUGAGAAUGUCAAUAAUAUCAAAAAGCAAUUGAACGCCAUCAGCGACGCCUCAGUUUCUCUGGUAUCCCAUCUGGCGUCAUCGGUACCAUCCAAUUCAUCAAGUGGAUCACACGCAGACAGAUUGGUUACCGAGAUGAAAAAUCGAAUUAAUCUGCAGACCAAUCAGGGUCAAGAAGAUAAGGAAUUAUCAAAGAAGUAAAAGAGUCCGGACCAGAAUAAUAAUACUUGUGAAAGCUUCGAACUCUCAUUACCGAUCUUCAUCCGUUAAAUCUUGAUCGCCGGAUAUCGCAAAGUCCUGUAAGGCAUCGUUAUAGGAAAGAAAAAUCGCAACGGGUUUUGCUAAUAAUAUGGUACACUGAAAAGCACAAUGAUGACUAAUUAAAAUAUAACAAUAAGUAUCCAUCGUAAUAUCCUUCGCCAUUUCAUUGAACUGAUUUGUGAGAAAUGUACGCGCUAUUGACUCGAAUCGUUGAAUCUAAUGAACUUUAUUCAAUUAAAGACGAGAAUAUAUAUAUAUUUGUUAAUUGGUAUGCCGAUCCCUGUUAUAUUAAUUUAUUCCUUAAUUACGUAUUUCAAUAUUUUUAGAUAUGUUUUCUUUGUUAUACCGUAUGGAAAUGUCGAAAACAUAAGAGAAUAGUGUCCACCACAUGUACACGUGACCAAGAUACGCGUUAUGUAUAUUUUUAUUUAUAUCUUAUUUAGCUAUAAGAAAAGUAAGAUUUGCCAUCUAGUCAUUACGAUGCUUAACCAAUAAGAAACAGAUCCGCUCCUGGUAGAUGUACAGUCACGUAUAGCGUAUAGCAAAAAAUUCACCAUUAUGAACGACGAAAUGAUAAUGAUAAGAAAAUAAAAGGAACAUUAGUCGAUAAAAACAAUAAAGCACAAGCUAGAAUAAUAAUGUGAAAAAAUUUACGACACUAAGAAACGAACGGAUGAAAGAGAUAGUUGCUGAUAAGACUCACGGCAUAUCAGGUGGAGUAACAAAUUUUCUAAAAUGAGAAUGUUCGAGGAAAGAUUAGAUCGAUGUGUAAAUACAAAAUAUGAUUGGAUUAUAAAUCAACACUCUGUCAGUCCGUAUAUCAUAUAAACAUAUGAAUAUAUGUACGACCAUACGUAUGAGUAUAUUUAUAAAAUAAAAUCAAAAAUUAAAAAAUGGA